Molecule: messenger RNA, 1508 nt
Organism: Notothenia coriiceps (black rockcod)
Lineage: Eukaryota; Metazoa; Chordata; Actinopteri; Perciformes; Nototheniidae
Product: inactive rhomboid protein 1-like
Exons: 4
Coding region: 1035-1508 (157 amino acids)
Biological process (GO): regulation of epidermal growth factor receptor signaling pathway; regulation of protein secretion
Cellular component (GO): endoplasmic reticulum membrane
Source: RefSeq, a predicted model, not a curated record
CAGAGUUUAGUCAGAAAACACCCGCACCCUUUAAGAGGACAGCGUAUUAGAGCCAUUGUAAGUUACAAGAAAAAAGGAGAUACAGAGCAUGAGGAGGGGGGAAUAUUCUGAAAAAACAAUCAACAUUUUUGAUAAAGACUUGAAUAUUUAAGUCAUAUAUUUGGGAGAAAAAUCUCAGACAUUUUGUGAGGCUCUGAACACUAAAAAACGUUUAAUGAAAAAACAUCAAACACCUUAUAAUUAAUACAAUAAGAUGCUUGGAUUUGUGUCUGUAUGUCAUCACAGAUAUCCGUAACUCAAAUGUAGCCGGUCAUGAUUUUUCCAACAACAAAAGUUCAAUACUUCCUGUGAAUAUCAUUGUAAAGUCUCUUUAAUCUUAGGAACUAUCAAAGUUAUUUUCUUGAAAAAUCACAAUUUAAAUCCUGUAGAUUGUGAGAUUUUCUCUGAAUAUUUCCCUGCAUCCGACAACCUACAAAUGCUCUUUAUACGCCAUCAUUCUUUAAUCUCUCCCUCUAGAUACUCCUAGAAAAAUGACAUCUUUUAUUUUCUGACAUAUCCCUGUCUCUUACACAUGCGCAUGGAUCAGCUACAUCUCUAUAUCCGUGUGUGUGUGUGUGUGUGUGGGCACGUUACAUAACAUUUUAAUUCAGCUUGUCUUAUCGUGGAUUAAACGCAGCUGUAAUAUUUACAGUAUUACAGACUCGCACAUGUAAACAAAUGUUAAGUAAGAGUGAGUGCUAGUGUGUGUUGGGCGGGAGUUACUGGCAGAUGUUCCGUGAUAAUACACACCUAAUGCUCUGCUAUCUGCGGGAUUAGAAUAUUGCAGCAGUGCAGAACUAAUCCACACACACACUCAGCCGCCAGACGCUGGCAUUAAGGAGGGGAUUCCCCCAGAUAAACUGUCCUUGUCUUCAGUCUGUCGUUGAUAAUCAUAAAGACGUGUGUGUGUGUGUGUGUGUGUGUGUGUGUCAUUUUGUCCGUAGGGCCGGACGAUAGGCGACGGCGCGGCCGGGCGAUGUCGCAAACGGAGUUUCAUGCCCCCUAGUUUCUUUGAAGACGACACCAUAGACUUCCCUGAUGACCUGGACACUUCCUUCUUCACCAGAGAAGGCCUGCACGAUGAACUGUCGAGCUACGCAGACGAUGUUUUUGAGACGCCAUCGGAGGCCGCCAUCGACCCGCUGGACGAGAGCGAUCUUACAGGAAGUGCGCUGGAUAAGAACGAGCUGGAGAGGAGUCACCUCAUGCUGCCUUUGGAGCGAGGAUGGAGGAAGGCGAAGGACGGCCCUCUGGUUCACCCGAAGGUGCGUCUGAGACAGGAAGUGGUGAGCGUCAGCAGCCAUCAGCAGCGAGGACAUCGGAUCGUAGUUCCUGUGAAGAAGCUGUUUGCCAAAGAGAAGAGGCCGUACGGGCUCGGCAUGGUGGGCCGCCUCACCAACCGAACGUACCGCAAGCGCAUCGACAGCUACGUCAAGAGACAGAUCGAAGACAUGGACGAUAACAGAUGA